GUAUCCAACCCUUAAAACAAGCCUCUGACUUCACAGCCAAACCAAAACAAUGUGCCUGUCUCUUUAAGAAACCAGACACAGGAAGAAACUAAAAGUUAUUUCCUGCAAACAAGCAGGAUCUCCUUCGUCGUCGUUUCUCCUCUCCAGACCAACACACACAGAGAAAUGGCCUCCGGCAACAGCCUCUUAUCUGAGGAGCAGCUUCUUUGUCCCAUCUGCCUGGGUGUGUUCAAUCGCCCAGUUUCCACACCAUGCGGACACAACUUCUGCAUGUCCUGUAUCAUGACGUACUGGAACGACAUCCCAGUCAGCCUCUGUCCCGUCUGUAAGCACACAUUUAAGAGGAGGCCGGACCUCAAGGUCAACACUUUCAUCUCCCAGCUCGCGUCACAGUUCAUGUCGCUUCAAGUGACCGACGCUCACAUCUGGAGCCCGGACCAACAGCAGGCUCGCUGUGGUGGACCGGUGCUGUGUGACAUCUGUACCGACAGCCAGCGAGAGGCUGUCAAAACCUGUGUGGAGUGUUUGACUUCCUACUGCGACGUCCAUCUCGAGCCUCAUCACAGAGCUGCCGGCCUGAAGAGACACACGCUGGUCGAGCCCAUGGCGAGCCUGGAGGACAGGAUCUGCAAGGAGCACACCCGACUGCUGACGUCGUUCUGUAGCAACGACGGGGUUUUGCUGUGUGACGUCUGCGCCGAUUCGCACCACGUGAACCACGACGUUGUGCCUGUGCAGUGUUUGUACACAAAGAGGAUGGCUCUGCUGGAGGACACCGAGGCCCAGGUGCAGCAGAUGAUCCAGGACAGACUGCAGAAGGUCCGAGACAUGAAAGUGACAGUAGAGCAAAGCAAGACAGAAACCAGAGAUGUGAUCGCGAGCAGCGUGCAGGACUUGGCGACGCUGAUCUCUGAGAUCCAGAAGAGCCAGACGGAGCUUGUGAAGGUGAUCGAGGAGAAGCAGAAAGCGUCAGAAGAACAAGCAGCUGGGUUGAUCAGCGGCAUGGAGAGAGAGAUCACCGAGCUGCAGGAGACGACGAUGAAGCUGAGGGAGCUGAAACAGACUGAAGACCCACUUACUUUCCUCCAAAGCUCCACAAACCCAUCCAGCCUACCACACACAAUGGACUUGUCCACAGUCAGUUUUAAUGUCCAGGUGGAAAUGCACCGCAUACAAGAAGCUUUGAGCAAAUCAGUCUUUCAAAUGCGAAUGUUGCUGAAUAAAUUGAGCACAGAAAUUCAAAAUGUCUCUGACGGCACAGACGCGUCCACCAACGCUACGCUGAGAUGUCUGCAGCAGUAUGAAGUGGACGUCGUGCUCGAUCCUGAUACAGCUCACCCUCUGCUCAUCUUAUCUGAUGACAGGAAACAGGUGAGAUACGAGAGGAGUUCAGGUUUGAAAAGAAACCUGAACCUCAAAAUGUUCACUAACUAUCUUGCAGUUCUGGGCCAGAGAGGCUUCUCGUCACGUAGGUUUUACUUCGAGGUCUUCGUGGGUGGGAAGACUGAAUGGAGUCUGGGCGUGGCCACGGCGUCGGUCCAGAGGAAUAGGGCGCUUGAUCGAAGUCCUCACUGUGGACUCUGGGCCGUCCAGUUUGUAAAGGAUAAGUUUAAAACCUCCACUUCUCUAAACUUGCCGGUACUCUAUGGGAAAGUGGAGCGGGUCGGCGUGUUUGUGGAUUAUCACGGAGGGCAAAUUUCUUUCUACGACGUGCAGACGGCAACACUCAUUUACUCGUUUACUGAGUGCGUCUUUACCGAAGAACUGCAUCCGUACUUUAACCCUUGUGACAAUGAAUACGGUUCAAACUUGGGUCCGAUGAUAAUCGUUCCUGUAGGUCGUACCGAGUGAACGGAAGUUUCAGAGAAUCGGUGAUUUGUGAUAUUCACUCAAAUGCAACCGAUGCGUUUGACUGCAAUGAGCAUUUGUGUAAAAAAAACAGGUUUGUAUGAAAUAAUUCAUUCUUAAUCAACUACUACAAUACAGCUGCAACUUGUGCACAUUAUCACAUUUUGAAUAAGUGGUGUUUUCUUUUGGUUUGGUUGCAGAAAAGAAAUGAGUCAUUUAUGGCCAGGAUGUUUGAUAACAAAUCUAUUUUUUUCUGGUGGACUGUUAAGCAUCAAAAGUCAUACGACACAUGAUCUAACGGACGUAUGAAUACACGUGGAGCUGACUUUAAUAAUCAUUUUGUCAAUAAAGUGACAGAAAACAUUCUUCCGAUCAGCAGUCCAAAAUCUAUAUCAAAUUCUCACAUUUUGGAACUAGCAAAUGUCAUUUUGUUGCUUGAAAAGUGACUCAAACUCAAUUAUGAUAAAACUGACAUUCAGUCAUGUAUGUUGAAGACAAGGGGGACAUUAACUCAGGGUCCAGUGUUUGGAAGUGAGCCAAGUUACAGCUCAAAACAGCCUUUUCUCCCUAAAGACAUGUGAAUGUUUAUGCUGCUUUUGUUUUAUGAUAAGAUAAAAUGUAUGUGUUUUGUCACUGUUUCUUUUUAAGAUGUAUUUCUUCUGUAAUGGUAAUAACAGUUAUAUAGUCAGCUUGAUUACAUUUUAAUAAAGUUUUU
Molecule: messenger RNA, 2563 nt
Organism: Cyclopterus lumpus (lumpfish)
Lineage: Eukaryota; Metazoa; Chordata; Actinopteri; Perciformes; Cyclopteridae
Product: E3 ubiquitin-protein ligase TRIM39-like
Exons: 2
Coding region: 166-1851 (561 amino acids)
Molecular function (GO): zinc ion binding; protein binding
Source: RefSeq, a predicted model, not a curated record